Pantherophis guttatus is the source of this 4417-nucleotide messenger RNA. It is a transcript of the gene B3GAT3, whose product is annotated as beta-1,3-glucuronyltransferase 3. NCBI's taxonomy places the organism in Eukaryota, Metazoa, Chordata, Lepidosauria, Squamata, Colubridae. Gene Ontology annotation, cellular component: Golgi membrane. Gene Ontology annotation, molecular function: galactosylgalactosylxylosylprotein 3-beta-glucuronosyltransferase activity. Gene Ontology annotation, biological process: carbohydrate metabolic process; chondroitin sulfate proteoglycan biosynthetic process. The record is from RefSeq and is a predicted model, not a curated record.
CUGAAUCUGACCUAUCAUUCCCCCCCCCUCCACCUUCUCAAUCAGGCGGUAGAGGAUGAUGGGUUCUAUGCCAGUGCAUUGAGGGGUGGGCAGGUUGGGGAACAAGCCAACCUUUGCACCUCUCUAGGAGGCUGAAGAGUGGAUGAUGGGUGCUGUGGUACAGCACACCUGACCCUUGAAAGCAAGAGGUUGUGCCAUGAAGGUGAAACUGAAAAAUGUUUUUGUUAUCUACUUCCUCGUGUCCUUGAUUGGCCUUAUGUAUGCAUUGAUGCAAUUGGGGCAGCCCUGUGAUUGCAGCCAACACCUGAAGGCCGCUAGUGACCUCGUCCAUGCCAAGGAGAAGCGACUGUCUCAGUUGCAAAGAGAAGUGAAGCGGCUGCAGGGCCUGGAAAAAGUGCCGGAGCCGGUAGAAGAAACACCGGUCAUCUAUGUGGUCACGCCCACCUAUGCCAGGCUGGUUCAGAAAGCCGAGCUGGUCCGUCUCUCCCAGACGCUGAUGCACAUCAGAAACCUGCACUGGAUCGUGGUCGAGGACUCGCCGAGCAAGACCCAGCUGGUGUCCGACCUGCUGGUCCAGAGCAAACUGCCUUUUACCCACCUCCACACCGAGACCCCCAAGGAGCACAAACGGAAGGAGACGGAUCCCAACUGGCUGAAGCCGCGCGGGGUGGAGCAGCGGAAUCUAGCUCUGCAGUGGUUGCGCGAGCACCGCAAGCUCCCCGACGCGGGCGUGGUGUAUUUUGCCGAUGACGACAACACUUACAGCCUUCGCCUCUUCGACGAGAUCCGUUCCACCCAGCGUGUCUCGGUCUGGCCCGUAGGCCUGGUGGGAGGCCUCCGUUUCGAGCGGCCCCUGGUGGAAAACAGCAGAGUGGUGGGUUUCUACACGGCUUGGAAGCCCAACCGGCCUUUCCCCAUCGACAUGGCGGGCUUCGCCGUGGCCCUGUCGCUGCUGCUGGCCAACCCCGAGGCUCGCUUCGACUUGCUGGCCGAGCGCGGUUACUUGGAGAGCAGCCUCUUGCAGUCGCUGGUCUCGAUGGAAGAGCUGGAGCCGAAGGCAGACAACUGCACCAAGGUCCUCGUUUGGCACACCCGGACCGAGAAGCCGAAGAUGAAACAGGAAGAGCUUUUGCAGAAGCAGGGCUUGGGUUCCGAUCUCAGCAUCGAGGUGUGAGAGACCAGCCUCUCGUCCAGGUAUCACAGUGGUGGGGCAGGGGCAUCUCUGCUGGGCCAGAGAGCCCACCCCAGCCGGAAUGUAUAGAGAGAACACAUUAUUUUAAUUUAUGAAGGCUGAAUCCUGUCCUCCCACCCUCCCCACAAGCUCUCUCCGUGUGCUGGGGCCGGUGGUCAGGACGUUGACUUACAUGAAGAAAUCUCUAUGAUCCCAUAUUUAAAUUAUAUAUGGACUGUGGGGAAAUGGAAGCCCCGGUCCUGGGGAGCGGCUGGUUCCUGUCCCACUUGCUUCAGUGUGUGUCUGUGUGUCUUAGUGUUGUCUUUAAGGCUGCGUUGAUAAUAUGCAUGGGAAUCUUUCAACAAUACCCCCCCUUCUCGAGUUUCAUGUAUCCCCCCCCCCCAAAGACUCUCGGAACAAAUCUCUAACAAAUCAAAAUCAUUGACUUCUUCUUGGGUCUCUACUAUCGGCGGUGGGAAAAGGCAAUUUUUAUCCAUUUCAAAGUCUACCGAGUUUUCUUUCAAGCCGGAGUCGUGGCAAAUUUGAGACUUCUAGACUACAUCUCCCAGAAUUCCCCAGCCAGCAUGGCCGACAAAGUGAUUCUGAGAAUUGAAGUCCCCAAAUCUUAAAAGUUACCAGAUUUGGAGAUCCUUGCUAUAAAGCUGUGUUUGUCUCAACUUUGGCAGUGUGAAAAUGUCUUGACUAUAACUCCCAGAAUUCCCCAUCCAACAUGCUUUGAGAUGACGGGACUAGAACUCCCAGAAUUCCCCAUCCAACAUGCUUUGAGAUGACUGGACUAUAACUCCCAGAAUUUUCCAGCCAUCAUGCUUUGAGAUGAUUGGACUACAAUUCCAAGAAUUCCCCAUCCAACAUGCUUUGAGAUGCCUGGACUAGAAUUCCCAGAAUUCCCCAUCCAACAUGCUUUGAGGUGCCUGGACUAUAACUCCCAGAAUUUUCCAGCCAACAUGCUUUGAGAUGAUUGGACUACAAUUCCAAGAAUUCCCCAUCCAACAUGCUUUGAGAUGCCUGGACUAGAACUCCCAGAAUUCCCCAUCCAACAUGCUUUGAGAUGCCUGGACUAUAACUCCCAGAAUUUUCCAGCCAACAUGCUUUGAGAUGAUUGGACUACAAUUCCAAGAAUUCCCCAUCCAACAUGCUUUGAGAUGCCUGGACUAGAACUCCCAGAAUUCCCCAUCCAACAUGCUUUGAGAUGCCUGGACUACAAUUCCAAGAAUUCCCCAUCCAACAUGCUUUGAGAUGCCUGGACUAUAACUCCCAGAAUUUUCCAGCCAAUGUGAUCUGGAUUUCAAUUUCCAUUUAACUUUAUUAAAUUAUUAUUUAUUUUUUUUAAAUGCUUGGGGAAUUCUGGGACUUGAAGUUCACACAACUUAAAGCAUGCUGGCUGGGGAAUUCUGGGAGUUGUAGUCAAGACGUCCGCCCAGUGUCACAUUGCCAAAGUUGAAAAAUAACUGCUUUAAAGCAUAUUCUGUAAUGGUUUAAUUUCAGAUAUGGGGAUGGCUGAAUUUUUAACCUAAACAAACCGGGGUUUAAUCCCGAUAUGUAAAAAAAACCUUGCCAAAUUUGGCGCCUCCUGUAUUUUUCGCCUGCAUUUUGGGGACGUGAUGCUGCUUUCCACAUCUUGGCAUAUUUUACUUCUGUUGUGCUUGCUUUGGGGCGGGGUGAGCAAGUAGAUUACCGAAGAUCUUCGCACAAUGGCCAAUCCGGUUUGCCUCAAAUCUUCCCGGCGUCCGAACUCAGGAUUUUAUUUCUCGGACGCGCUUGGAAUUACCGAGCGCUUGGAAAACGCUUGGAAAACGAACGUGGGGAUGGACAUCUUUGAGCCGGGGAGGGUUUAGAAUUGACUUGUGGGGCUCGGUUUGCUUGAUUGACAGCAGAAGAGACUAGAUGAUCCCAGGACAACGAAGUUGAAUCAUCAGCCUGCUGCUGGCACGGCCUUCUUCAGAUAAUAUGGCAUUUGCUCAUCACGUUACUUGCCACGCCCAGGUUUCGCAUCCUUCAACGCUGAGCUAAGGACUUCCAGCAAAGAGGUGUUGUCUUUUUUGCAACGCACUCCGGCCUCGCCCCAAAUGUUCUCGACACAAAAAGAGCCGCUUUGCGGAGGGAUAUUUCAGCAGCCAGAUUCGUUUUCCCGCUUAUCGCCGAAGGAACGGAUACAGUACAGGUAGUUUUCGGCUUAAAAAUCACCUUUCAUUUUAGUGACCGUUUAAAGCUACAGCACUGACUUAACGACGGUUUUUCACACUUAACGACCGUUGCAGCAUUCCCCACCCCGUGGUUAUGUGAUCAAAAUUCAGACUGGUAUUUAUGACGGUCGCAGCGUUUCCCGGGGUCGCUGCGAUCCCCUUUUGCGGCCUUCUGACAAUGGGGAAGCCAGAUUCACUUAACAACCGCGUGACUAAUUUAACGACCUCAGUGAUUCGCUUCGUAACAAGGGAGGCAAGGAAGGUUCUAAAAGGGAGCGAAAGAGACUUAACCGCUGUCUCGCUUAGCAACAGAAGGCUCUGAUGAUCCCAGCUGAGUCGCCUAAUCGGCAGAGGCUUUUUUUCUUUUAAAUGCCUCUGCCGAUCAAGCAACUCAGCUGGGAUCGUCAGAGGCUUUUAAAAGAAAAAAAGCUUCUGCCAAUCAGGCAACUCAGCUUGGAUCGUCAGAGGCAUUUAAAAGCAUUUUUUCUACAACCUCUGAAGAGGUUGUAGAAAAAAUGCUUUUAAAAGCCUCUGAUGAUCCCAGCUGAGCUGCGUGAUCAUCAGAGGCUUUUUUUUUUUACUUUUAAAAGCAUUUUUUUGGCUGAAGAGGUUGUAGAAAAAAUGCUUUUAAAAGUAAAAGAAAAGCCUCUGAUUGUGCGGCUCAGCUGGGCAUUGGGGGGGGGCAGGGAUUUUUGCUACCGGUUCUCUGAACCACCUGCCUCCAUCGCUCCCAGAUCGGGCGAUCCGGUCCGAACCGGGAGCAUUUCACCCCUGCGAGGUACUUUCCGCAUUGGCCGUCGUGUAUCCCUUUAAGCCCCAAUCGACUUCCUCAGCCCGGUGAUAAAACCACAAUUCACAACACUGGAAUGGCUGAAUUAAUACGUGUCCUCAACAAUCCUCCCUUAAUGUGGAGUAAAAAAAAACAGACCGUGGUUUUUAAACCACGCAAUUCAUGGCUUAGCAUAGGGCCAGUAAGACCUCACGAGUGUUUGCUCGGGUGGAAAAAGCAAAGCAUAAAUUCAAUAAAUUAUGUCGAAAGGUU